Messenger RNA from Rhinocladiella mackenziei CBS 650.93, 1761 nucleotides. RefSeq lists its product as uncharacterized. Bases 1 to 1761 code for a protein of 586 amino acids. The record is from RefSeq and is a predicted model, not a curated record. The transcript has a single exon. Lineage: Eukaryota; Fungi; Ascomycota; Eurotiomycetes; Chaetothyriales; Herpotrichiellaceae.
AUGGAAUCGCACAGCCUAGAGCGGGCGUCUCAGUAUCUGAACAAUCUAUUACUUGCUCGCGGCCUUCUCUCGAAUGGAAAACCUAUCGACUUUGCCUGCCCCGACCGGCAUGGCCAAGGUACUGAUGCAACGAUGUCCCGGGUCAUCAAUCUCGUCCACGAGCUAGUUCUCCGACGCGAUCAAGAUGCGGAGCAACGAGAAAAUCUCGCGACCAAUAUCCGAAAAGCUCGCGCCGAUGAGGCACAACGCGUCCUUGACCUCCAAAGAUUGCAAGACAAGAACGUGGAAUUGACCCGAAGUGCCGCCUCCGCCGAAUCCCACGAACGCACAAGUAAAGUAGCACUUCGAAAAGCAGAAGCCCAGGCCAAAGAACUCAAGGAACAGAUGUUGAAAAUGAAAUCCAAUCUUGAGCAAGUGCGCGCCAAGUGCUUGAGCGACGUUCGAAAACGAGAUGUCGAGCUUGAUAAGUUGAAGGCCCAUCUGGCGGGGAUCCAGCGAGGAAAAAAGGAUGCGUCGGGGAUGAAAAUCAAUGUGAUAAACUGGGAGCCAGAAAUCAAGGCCCGAGAGAAGCGAAACGGGCAGGAUGCGAAUAGUUCCGACUGGAGCCUCGAGAAAGAAACCAAUGAUUUUCUGGCAGCCGUGUUGAAUGAGACAAGCACUGAGAAUGUAUCACUCAGAAGAAUUAUCACCGACACCAUGGAAAUACUUUGUGAUCUCAUUGGCUUUGAACAAGAAACUGUUGAUGAGGAAGGGGAGAACGCAAUGGGCACACCCGGCCAAUAUCGCAAGUCAAGACGAAGAGCAGCCCAAACGCCUGAGGACCUCACAUCAUGCGCCGCCCUCGCAGAUCGGAUGAGGGCCAUUCUGGAGCACUGCCAAUCGAUCCUCAGAGAUCCUUCAUUCGUCCCAAUUGAGGAAGUACAAAUACGAGACGAGCAAAUCAUCCAGUUGAGACUGGGCUGGGAAAAGAUGGCUGCAAGAUGGAAAGGAGCCGUGACCAUGAUGGAUAACUGGCGCCGACAGAUGGCCGCGAAUGGCGAAGGGUUGUCAGCCAAGGACCUUUCCAAUCUAGAAUUCGGCAAGAGUGUGGCGAUGCUUCCGAAUGGACAGCCCGUAUUUGGAGCUGACGAAGAGUUAUCAUCAAUAUUAUAUGAGAAUAGCAAACUGGAAAAGGAUCGAGACGAAGAGCCCGCCUAUCAGAUGAACGGUGGUUCGCCUCCACACAAUACCAUGAACGACGAAGAAGAGCGGGAUUCGGACGUCGACCUCCUGCCGAAAGCCUCACCGAAGCGGCCUGCUUCAAUUUCUCGACGAGUGGGUCUGAAUAUAGGGAAGCCGAUUCGACCGUUACAGGCCAUCGAUCUCAAUCGGAACCACUCGCCGAAUCGUGAUACGAAUUCACAAUCACCAUGGGGGCAAAGGGUCGAUCCUGAGCGGGACCAUCGGGAUGGUCAUUCCGACGCCGAAAAUGAUAAACUUGCGCCCGUGGAAUCCAAAAUUCCGCGACAGGUGGGCUUGAUAUUGGCUAGGUCGAAGACGCAUGGAACUAACUUUGGUGUCCAGAUCAAACGACAAGAGGCUAGGUUGACCGUGGCAGAAAAGCUUGCCCUUGUUGAAGCAGAGGCACUGGGAGUGCAGAAGGAAUCGUCACACGAUACCAAGAAAAGAAGGCGGUCAGGUAUGAAGAAGACGAGGAAACGUUCGAGAAGAAGAAGCACGUUGAGUCCGGAAGAACUUGCGGCGCUGAUGGGUAUUGAAUAG